This is a messenger RNA of Erigeron canadensis, 1962 nucleotides long. RefSeq names its product pentatricopeptide repeat-containing protein At1g09220, mitochondrial. Gene Ontology annotation, molecular function: RNA binding; protein binding. The coding region runs from base 1 to 1368 and encodes 455 amino acids. The transcript has a single exon. The record is from RefSeq and is a predicted model, not a curated record. Gene Ontology annotation, biological process: RNA modification. Lineage: Eukaryota; Viridiplantae; Streptophyta; Magnoliopsida; Asterales; Asteraceae.
AUGAAGAAAAACUAUAACUUACUAUCUUCACUACAAAAACAUCAAUCCAACCGUCGAUCAAUCCAACAAAUUCACGCUCACUUAAUCACCACCGUACCACCACCGUCCACCACCCUUUGGACCACCGUCCUCCGCCACUACUCUCUUGGAGAUUCGCCGGAAGAAGCAUUUUUGCUCUAUAAACACCACCUUCACACCACCACUGCAUUUCACAGCAAUAGUUUUACCUAUGCUUACUUGAUCAAAUCUUGUGCUAAUUCAGACUUACCCGGGUCGGGUUCUCAGCUCCAUUGUGUCACUUUCAAAUGUGGGUUUCAAACCCAUGUUUACGUUCAGACUGCUUUGGUUAACAUGUAUGUCGUUUGUGGGUGUAUUCAAGAAUCUCGAAAGGUGUUCGAUGAAAUGCCUGAGAGAAAUUUGGUUACUUGGAAUGUUUUGGUUACUGGGUUAGCGAAACAAGGCCAAAUGGUGUUGGCUAGAUCCUUUUUUGAUGUAAUGCGGGUUAAGAAUGUUGUUUCUUGGAGCGGUAUGAUUGAUGGGUAUACACGAGCUAAUCAAGCAAAGGAAGCUGUGAUGAUGUUUCGACAUAUGAUUGGGUUUAAUGGGAGUGUUAAGCCGACUGAGAUAACUGUUUUAGCAGUUUAUCCUGCGAUAUGGAAUCUUAGGUCGUUGGAACUGUGUCAAUCGGUUCAUGGUUAUGGAGAGAAAAAUGGAUUUUAUGUCAGGGAUGUACGUGUUACGAAUGCUCUUAUUGAUGUGUAUUCCAGGUGUGGGAGUGUGCAUAACGCUUUGCGAGUUUUCGAGUUUAUAGAAAGGGAUAAGAAGAACUUAGUGUCGUGGACGUCAAUUAUAUCUGUGUUUGCAAUGCAUGGAAUGGCAAUGGAAGCAGUGGAUAGUUUUAAAAGAAUGGAGGAAGUUGGGAUGAAGCCUAACAGGGUUACUUUCUUGAGCAUUCUAAGUGCUUGUAGUCAUGGUGGAUUAGUUGAAGAAGGGUUGAUGUUUUUCAGGAAAAUGGUGGAUGAUUCUAAUAUUGUGCCAGAUAUAAAGCAUUAUGGCUGCUUAGUUGACAUGUUGGCGAGAGCAGGGAGGCUAGAAGAAGCAGAGAAUAUGGCUUUGGAGGUACCGAAGGAUAUAGCUAAUGCUGUCAUUUGGAGGACACUGCUUGGGGCAUGUAGCUACUAUAAUAACGUUGAGAUGGGGAUGAGAAUCUCAAGCAGAAUAUUUGAAAUGGACAGACGUUACUCUGGUGAUUACGUCCUUAUGUCCAACAUCUUUUCCAGUGUGGGUGAUUAUGUUGAUUCGGAAAACAUUAGGAGAAAAAUGGAUCAAAUGGAUGUUUGUAAAGUGCCGGGUCACAGUUACGUUUAAAGUCUGGAAAAGUAGAGGGGUAAAAUUGGCUUGUUAGAUAAUGGGUCAAAAUAUGUUCAGGUAAGUAUGGGUUGAAACAAAUCCUGGUUAAAUAGAACCGCUGCAUUCUUUGUCAGAAUCUUUCACUAUGGGUGUCAUUCAACCCAUGCCUAACUUGGCAAAAAAGAUUACGACUUGCUGGAGGUAAACAUAACCCAAAUGGUCCCAUUCAUAACUAAAUGGGUAUAAGUGACGCCUCUAUCAAACUUUGGUUGGUCUUAGACAAUUCCUAUCCUGGGAGGGGUAUGAAAUUUUUGUUCUGAAGCCCAUACUAGAAGGCUGCAAAUUGAUUCUUGGCUUUCUCAUGUCAGUAUAUUUUGAGCAACACAAAACAGAUAGCUGGAAAUCUAUAUUUGCCUUGGAGUUAUUAGAGAUACUUGUACUGUAGGGUUAUCAAAACCCUAUAUGUCCGUGUAUUAUGCGGAAGAAUAAUCUAGUACAGUAUUAGACAAGCAUACAAUGUUCAACGGAGUUGCAUAUUGGUUUCAUAACAUUUACAGAUUUAAUAUGAAUUGCAUGUAUACUUCUUUAACAAGCAUGAAAUAGCAUACUUAU